Molecule: messenger RNA, 2098 nt
Organism: Fundulus heteroclitus (mummichog)
Lineage: Eukaryota; Metazoa; Chordata; Actinopteri; Cyprinodontiformes; Fundulidae
Gene: sspn
Product: sarcospan (Kras oncogene-associated gene)
Exons: 3
Coding region: 108-782 (224 amino acids)
Cellular component (GO): sarcolemma; dystrophin-associated glycoprotein complex
Source: RefSeq, a predicted model, not a curated record
CGGGGAGGGGGAGGCAAAGGAGAGGCACAUCCGCCCCAAACACUGUGCAAAGAAAAAAAAAGUCUGGGAGACAAACAGAGAAAGAGUUGCGAAGGCAGGAGGAAAAAAUGGGACAGGGCCGGAAAGGUUCUUCAGACAAGAAGCAGAGGCAGAAGAACAGAGAUGACAGCCCGGCACCAGAGGAUGGGAAUAAGUGCAGAGUCUGCCGUUUCCCUCUGCUCGUCGCCCUGCUGCAGCUACUGCUAGGGGUGGCUGUCACAGCCGUGGCCUUCCUCAUGUUGGCCAUCAGCUCCUCACUCACGGCCCGGGAGACUCCACACUGGGCUGGGAUCAUUCUUUGUUUAGUUUCUAUCGUUGGGUUCUUCCUCUACUGCAUCACCUACCAGCCAGAUGAAAGAACGUCUGCGCAGUUCAUUGUCAAGCUCCUGUAUUUUGUCCUGUGCACCAUCGGCCUGGUCGUUUCGGUGCUGGUCGUGGCCUUUGCUGGACACCACCACUCCCAGGCCAGCAGCUUCAUCUGCCAGCCGGCGGGAGAGGACUGCGUGUGUGUGCUGGACCGGAGCGACCCGAUAGCCCGCACCUUUGACUACGUGGGGGUCGCCGACUGCGAGGCCAUCACCGGCACCCUCACCUUUUACUUCCUGCUCCAGGUGCUGCUGAACCUUGCCCAGGCGCUGGUCUGCGCCGUCGGGGCCUUCAUCAUGUGGAAGCAUCGCUAUCAGGUCUUCUUCGCCGGGAUCCAGAUCAGCUCUCCCUCCACCCAGCAGUGGCAGAAAGUUUAAGAUGUCCGCGUAGAACCAAGGUCAUAAUCUCUCCGGUGCGAUCAAGCUCUCAAGGACAGGGGCCUUUUGGGUGUGUGCCUUAGUGUGUUUAUCCUGUCUGUCAGCUGCAGACAGGUGACAAAAAGUACUGCUUUUGAUAAUCUUUUCAGGAAUUUUUAAUGCUACUGUUCUGCGUCAUUUUCACUGAGGCACAGGGCGGAUAAGAAAAAAACAAGUCUGCUGAGAUGUGCUGCUCCCCUUCAACAGCGUGCUGCUGUUCGGCAGCAGUUUAAAAAGUAACAACCCGGGGAGGUUUUAUACGACCACUGGGCAAUGCAGCUAUAAAAUCUGCUACCGUCCAGAUGUUUUCUUCAUAUUCCCAGGAAAAUGGGGGGUUGGUUCGAUGUGAUCUCAGCUGAUUGCAGCUGCGUGAAUCGCUGACUUUCAGCGUCGUUUGCGAUCACAAAUCAGUACUUCCCCCGGCACAACCCAACGUUAGCAGAAUUUGCGAUGGAAAACAAAACGAGAUGACAAACGGCCGUAAUAAAUCACGUGGAAUAUUCAACCAGUCAGAAAGUACCAAUCCAAAAGGUCAGGGUAGUCCUCAGUAGCAACGACCUCCUCCCAACAGGGAUGUUUUCUGGGCUGGGUUUUCCUUUUUCUGAUUCCUGCCCAACGUCUCUGCCCAGAUGGGAAGAUCAGUUCUCCACGAAGCAGAUUGUUUCUUUUAUUGCUUCGCUUACUUAAUAAUUGUGACAGAGAUCAUUAAUCAAUAAAACCUUAACAGAUAUGAUUCACAUCAUGUUCACCAGAUGAAUGAGAGGCAGCUCCAAUCUUUGAUCUGUCGUCCUUCUGCAGCUGAACAUAAUAUGUGGUGCUUUUAUAAUGUCGGAGCGUUUUGCACAAAACGUUUUUUCUUGGAGUUUCCAGUGUUGCCAAAUGAUGAUUUUAGAACCCAAAAAGAACAGAAUCAUCAUUUAUCUAUUUGUCUUUUCCACGAGUUUUGCUUUGUUUCUAAAUAUGUUGAUGUUCUCUCCUGUGUAUGCCACCUGCAAUCCCAGACACGUCACUGACACCCGUGAUGUAGCUGAAAACACCGAAACUGCACUUCUUUUGCUUUUUUUUUUUUUUUUUUUGUGGCUGGGGUUUACUGAUCAGGAUUAAGCGUUUCAAAGAGCCUUUUGCUCUGUGCUCAAGUUUUCACAUCCAUAACUGAUGCAAAUUAUUUGAUUGGUUAUGAUUCUGUGUCAGCAACUUUGUUCAGUUGUGUUAUCAGUGUAAGAUUUAAGCUUAAAAGAACUGUUUUCACAGAAUAAAAUGGUCAAAUAUUAAUGAAA